AAACCACUGAGCUAAAUCUCCAGCCCCCUUAGAUAUAUUUUGAAAGUAGAACCAUCAGAUUUUGCUGGCAGAUUAAGGUAGCCAUGAGAAAAGAAGAGAAAAGUUAAGAAUGAGUCCACGGUUUUGUGCCUGAACAAUUGAAAGAGUUGAAGUUCCAUAAAGAGAGCUGGAAAUUUGUGGGUAGAGGUUUGUUUUUUGUAUAAUUGGGGCUGUGGCAACAAGGGGGAAUUUUGGAUAUAUUAAGUAAGCUAUCUUUAUUAGAGAUUCAAGUGGAGAUAUCAAGUAAACAGCUAAAUCUAGAGUUCAGGAAAAUAGCUGCACUGAAAAUACACAGUUGGGAGUCAUCUGCCUGUGGAUGCAAUUAAAGUCAAGAGAGUAGAUAACAUUACUAAAGGGUUAGUGUCAGUAGAGAAGAGAAUAAUAACUAAGUUUUGGGGCAUACUAUAACAUUAAAAGGUCAGGAAACAGAGACUGACAAGGAGCAAGCAGAGGGAUAAGAAAACCAAGAAGGUAUGGUGUCCUGAAAGACAAGGGAAGGAAAUGUGGAAAAGAGGAUGUAGUGAUCCAGUGUGUCAGUUGCCUCUGAUCUGUCAAGGAUGCAGGAUUCAGUAACAUGCAAGUUACAGGUCACCUUCCUGAGAGUCAAGUCAGUAGUGUGGUGGGACAGGAGCUGAUUAAAGAGGACAGAGUCAGCAGAAUCUAGGACAGCCAGAUGGCUGAGGAAAGAACCAGGAGAUCUAAGUCCUUGAGAUUAAAGAGCAACUAAAGCAAAAGGUCAUCACCCUCCCCCUGUUGUUGAUAAAAUGUUAAGUGUUUCACAAAUAUUCCUUUACAUACUUAUCACUAUAGUUUGGGUGGAAAAUCAAAGAUAAAUGACAGUUUUCUUUCCUCUCCCCACCUUUUUGAUGCUUUGUGAGGACAAAAAAAUCUGUAAGUUAAGUGUUUUUAUUCCAAACAUGAGUAAACUGUUCAAGCUAAAAGCUUAGUGAUUCACUGGCUUUGUGGAUUUGUCUGCUUCAUUUAAUUCUCUUGUUAGCUAUUUUCCUUGAUGGCUGUUUUCUACUUAUAAAUUGAAACUUAUUUCCAUAUUUGUGACACAGUUAUUUCUGCAAGUUUGGCCCAGUUUCUUAACCCAGAGACAUUUUCCUUUUUAGUGAAUGCUGUGAAUGUUUUAGAAAGUAGUUCAUUGUGGGUCAGAGAUUUAGCUCAGUGGUUCCGCCGCCUGCCUCAGAAGCACAAGGUCCUGAAUUUGAUCCCUGGUACCAAAAAAAAAAAAGUAGUUCACUUUCCUCUUAGGUUUUAUUUAAGGACAGAUUUUUUUUCCUCAUUUCUUUUCAAAAUUAUUGCUUAACAGUGGGAGAAGAGAGGACCAAUAAUGAUAGGAGAGAGAAAGUGUUUCCCUCAUUUUGAAUUGCUAGGAUUUUCUUCUAAGUAUAAAAUAUUGUCAGGUUCUGUUUUGUGGGUUGGAUGUUCCAUGCUGAUCCUUUAUAGAGGAGGACUCAGAGACAUUCAAGCCAUACUUACACUCAGGAGAAAAGAACAUCUGGAAUUACUUAUCUCUUCUAAUAUUGCAUUUCUGUCUUUCAAGACUCCAAUCAAGUACUGCUCACAUCAUGGAGUGCCCUCUCAUUCUUCUGUCUCUAGGAACUUGGAAAGAAGAGUUUCAAAAAUGAUAAAUAGGCCACCCAUCACUACCAACUACAGAUGACUCGCCAUUUGGUUUACAAAGAUGUCGUCAGCUGCUGAAAAUGGAGAUGCAGCACCUGGAAAACAAAAUGAAGAAAAAACCUAUAAAAAGACUGCAUCAUCUGCUAUUAAAGGUGCUAUUCAGCUGGGAAUAGGAUACACAGUGGGGAAUCUCACUUCCAAGCCAGAACGAGAUGUUCUCAUGCAAGACUUUUAUGUGGUGGAAAGUGUGUUCCUACCCAGUGAAGGGAGCAAUCUGACCCCAGCACAUCACUACCCAGACUUCAGAUUUAAGACAUAUGCUCCACUAGCAUUCCGAUACUUCAGAGAACUUUUUGGUAUCAAGCCUGAUGAUUACUUGUAUUCCAUCUGCAGUGAACCACUAAUAGAGCUGUCCAACCCUGGAGCCAGUGGAUCCUUGUUUUUUGUGACCAGUGAUGAUGAAUUUAUCAUCAAAACAGUUCAGCAUAAAGAAGCAGAGUUCCUCCAGAAGCUACUGCCAGGCUAUUACAUGAAUUUAAACCAGAAUCCCAGGACUCUUUUGCCAAAAUUUUAUGGCCUGUAUUGCAUGCAGUCAGGGGGCAUCAACAUCAGGAUUGUGGUGAUGAACAACGUCUUACCGCGCUCAAUGCAAAUGCAUUUCACAUAUGACUUGAAAGGCUCCACCUAUAAGCGAAGAGCAUCCCGAAAGGAGAGGGAGAAAUCCAGCCCCACGUUUAAGGACUUAGAUUUCCUUCAAGACAUGCAUGAAGGGUUGUAUUUUGAUACAGAAACAUACAACGCACUCAUGAAAACACUCCAGAGAGACUGCCGGGUGCUGGAAAGCUUCAAAAUCAUGGACUACAGCCUUUUGCUGGGAAUCCACAUCUUGGACCAUUCCCUUAAAGACAAAGAAGAAGAGUUCUCACAAAACGUGCCUGAUGCAAAGCGGCCAGGGAUGCAGAAAGUCCUCUACUCGACAGCCAUGGAAUCCAUCCAGGGUCCAGGAAAAUCUGGAGAUGGGAUCAUUGCAGAGAAUGCAGACACGAUGGGAGGCAUUCCAGCUAAAAGCCAUAAGGGAGAAAAAUUGCUCUUAUUUAUGGGCAUUAUUGAUAUUCUACAAUCAUAUAGGUUAAUGAAGAAGUUAGAACAUUCUUGGAAAGCUCUCGUGUAUGAUGGGGACACUGUUUCAGUUCAUAGACCAAGUUUUUAUGCAGACAGAUUUCUAAAGUUUAUGACUUCCAGAGUUUUCAAGAAAAUUCAAGCUUUGAAAGCCUCACCUUCUAAAAAAUGGUCCAAUUCUAUUGCUGCCUUAAAGGCAGCUUCACAGGAGAUUGUGUCCUCGGUUAGUCAGGAGUGGAAGGACGAGAAGCGCGAUUUGCUGACUGAAGGACAAAGCUUUAGCAGCCUUGAUGAAGAAGCUCUGGGAUCUCGACACAGGCCGGACUUGGUGCCUAGCACUCCAUCACUGUUUGAAGCUGCUUCCUUGGCAACCACUAUUUCAUCUUCUUCCUUAUAUGUCAGUGAACAUUGCCCACAAGACAGGACAACACUGUAUUCAAACAGUAAAGGGCUGCCUUCGAGUUCGACCUUCACCUUGGAGGAGGGGACCAUCUACUUGACUGCGGAGCCCAACACCGUGGAAGUACAGGACGACAAUGCCUCUGUGCUUGACGUCUAUUUAUAAAUGAAAAUGGUAACCGCCUAAGCACAUGGGUGAGUCCUGAGCACAGAGUGGGAGAGAAGUUUCUCUACUGCGGCAUUCUCCAAAGGAACAUGGCUGAGCCCCCUCUACACACAGUCAAAUUCAACUGGACUUAGAAGUUUGAGAAAUGUCAGGGAAGCGUUGGUCCACGUGCUGAUCAGCAGACGAGAUGUGAAAAACCCCACACUAUUCCAUCACUUACUGUUGCUUGCUGACUGUGAAGAACUGCAUGACCUACAUUUAAGCUGCUUUCUAUACCAUUGCCAAUCACUCUUUUGGACUUGGAAGUGCUAUUUUCCCAUAGACUCUCACAUUAUUUGAUUUUGCAUGCAUCCAGUGAUUAUACAUAUAUAAUUUGCUUAUUUUUUUUUUAAAUACAUCCAUGCAAGAUGAUGAUAAGGUAUAAAUUCUGCUCUUUUCACAAAAUUAUAAUCUUAUUCCAUGUCAUUAAAGUUUAAAUUGGUUUCAUUUAAAGAUCAAUGUACUCGGUCUGCCUAUACUUUAUAGAAAAUUAGCUUCUAUAAAGAUUUUUUCACUGUUUACUAGUGAAAUGAGAAAAGCAAAGCUAUUUAUAAAAGGCCUUAUGUCGUGUACAUACAUUGUCUUUGAAAUACCUGUGAUUAGUUUAUUGCUUGUAAAAGAAAUUAUAUAAUUUAUUUAGUAAAUACUACUGUAAACUAUAGUUUUAUUGAAGAAAUAAAAUAUUUUGUUCUCAA
Heterocephalus glaber (naked mole-rat) is the source of this 4086-nucleotide messenger RNA. RefSeq names its product phosphatidylinositol-4-phosphate 5-kinase type 1 beta (gene Pip5k1b). Gene Ontology annotation, molecular function: 1-phosphatidylinositol-4-phosphate 5-kinase activity. Gene Ontology annotation, cellular component: plasma membrane. Lineage: Eukaryota; Metazoa; Chordata; Mammalia; Rodentia; Bathyergidae. The record is from RefSeq and is a predicted model, not a curated record. Gene Ontology annotation, biological process: phosphatidylinositol phosphate biosynthetic process.